UCCUGAUGAUACUGAUCUAGCAGACUGGUUGCGCACAGCUGGACUCUGCUGGAACUGGAUCAAACUGUGAAGGAGAGAGGUGGAGGCAUAUGGAUCACGUGGAUGGAAAAAACUGAACCUGCAGCAUCAUAAAGUUUCAGUCUAAACCAGAAUGAGAAGAACGACUGGAGGAUCUUGUCAAGAAGCUACAGGACAACAACUUGAUUCCAGUUGUGAAAGCCGAGUGAGUAUGGACCUGAGGAACAACUGAGGCCACGCCUGUCAUGGAGGAGAUGGACGUCGUGGAGGAUGGCAGGAAAGACACAUCCAUGCACCAGCCGGGAUAUCCCCAGGCAGACCCCGCUCUGUUAUACCCCCCUCCUCUGUCCCCCGAGCCGGUCAGCCCGCUGACUCACCUGGGGAAGCUGCUGGUCGGACACGACGUACCGAGGACCGGCGGAUGGGACAGGAGACUGGACCCGGGGUUUCAGUUACUGGGAACAAGAGAACCAGGAAUAGAAGCCCACGCCGACCAGAGCGUCAUCAUCCUGCACGCCAAGGUCGCUCAAAAGUCCUACGGCAACGAGAAAAGGUUCUUCUGCCCUCCUCCUUGCGUUUACAUCAGCGGUCAUGGAUGGAGGGUCAUGCAGGACCAUUUGAAAGCGGCUGGCUACGGAGACUCUGUCUAUCGAGUGUGUGGUUACAUGUGUCUGGACAGCUCCAGUCAGUCUCAGGCAGACACAUUCAAACUUGUCUUCGAUGAACAGCCAAACUCCAGACAGAUGUUCGCUUGUGCCAAGUCCCUGUUCAUCUCUGAUCAGGACAAGAGGAAGCAUUUCCGCCUAUUGCUGCAGCUCUCCUUGGGCAACAGACAGGAAGUGGGUUCCUUCCAGAGCCGGAUGAUCAAAGUCAUCUCCAAACCGUCCCAGAAGAGACAGUCCAUGAAGAAUGCCGACCUGUGUAUCUCAUCGUGCUCCAGAGUAGCUUUGUUCAACCGCUUGCGCUCACAGACGGUCAGCACUCGUUACCUUUCAGUGGACAGAGGAGCCUUCAUAGCCAGCGCCAGACAGUGGACAGCCUUCACCAUCACCUUGGUGGAGGACCAGCGUGCUGAUCAAGGCGACUUUGUGCUGAGCGAAGGCUUCAUCUGUUAUGGCUGUGUGGUCCAGCUAGUGUGUACUGAGUCUGGAGUAGCUCUGCCACCCAUGGUGAUCCGUAAGGUCAACAAGCAGCACGCCAUCUUAGAUGUGGACGAGCCAGUUUCUCAGCUCCACAAGUGCGCCUUCCAGUUCAGAGACAAUCCUCACGCCUACAUGUGUUUAUCCAAUGACACCAUCAUACAGCACCAGGCCACGUCCAGUGUCAGAGACCCCAGCAGAGUGGUGCUGAACGAUGGAUCCUGUUGGACCAUCAUCGGAGUGGAAGCAGUGGAAUUCACCUUUAAUCAGAGUCUGGCCUGCAUCCAGACACCAGUCAGUCCUUUUCCUGUUAUCACCGGGUUAGAGGUGAACGGUGGAGGACACGUUGCCAUGUUGGAGAUCCACGGAGAAAACUUCAACCCUCAUCUCAAAGUCUGGUUUGGCAACAGCGAGGCCGAGACCAUGUUCAAAUCUCCCAAAUCUCUGCUCUGUGUUGUUCCUGACGUCGCUGUUUUCAGUGACGGCUGGCGCCGUCUGCGACGCAUCAUCACCGUCCCUCUGUCUCUCCUCCGAUUGGAUGGCCUGAUUUAUCGCACGCCCUUCACUUUCACCUACACCCCUGAGUUCCAGCGACCUCCGCCUGUGCGAGGAGGAGGAGGCGGAGCAGCCGGAGGAGGAGGCAAGAGAGAAGGAGGGAUGGAGGGAGACCAGGAGGAAGACGUCCUGUUAGAGACCAUCCAUCAGGAGUUCACCAGAGCCAAUUUUCACCUCUUCAUGCAGAGUUAACUCACCUGCAGCUUCCAGGUGAAUGUUUGGAGCAAAGUCUGAUUAUCAGGUUGAAGUCACAGCAAGGAACUGAUUUUCAUUUUGGAUCGAUGCUCGUCCUCUCAGUGACCUGUAUGCAAAUUCUGACCCAACAUUGGAGUCACAGACUUUUCUCUGGAUCAUAACAUUCCCUCUUUGCCCUUUUAAUCUUUGUUAAUGUUCAUUGGACCAGAAUAUUCCAUUCUGUCAGAUAUAACUGUCAACAAGAUAAUUAGACGUCAUGCACAGUAAAUUAUGGGAAAUUAUGGAAAAUUAUUUUCCCACCACAAAGCCACAAAUAUACAUAUUAAAUCCAGUCGACAAUUCCUCCAAAUUACUGAGAUUGAGAAAAGGCAACAUUGUGAGUUUGAAGUGAACAACACUGUAGCGCAGUUCCUGCUGUUAGGUGCUUUUUCCCCCCAAGAAUCAUAUUUUCUUGUGAUUUCAUGUGUGAUUUUUGGAUAAUGUAACUAUAGGCUUGUUUGCACUGCAACAUUUUUUAAAAAUUGUAGUUGGAAAGUGAAAAUCAGUGAGAGCUGAGACUUCAUUUAAGAUAAAUUAACCCUUGAGGACGUCUUACCUGAGUGUCAGAAUGUGAAUUCUUUGCAUAAUUUCAGCUACCGGAGCCUCCACAUCUAUCAAGUUUAGGGUGCACUUGUGGUUUGUCACUUUGACUCAGCAGAGUUGGAUUUAAGACUCCUGUUGUGCAAAAUAUUUGCCUUUCUGAAGCGCCGUUGAUCCAGACACCGACUCCCCGCCACCACCAGCUGCGCUCCAGCAACCUUUGACCUUCAUGAAGUCAGGCAAGCAAAAAGAGACUCUUCCUACAGACAUCCAUGAAGUUAUACAUAUUAUUAUACCACUUAUCAUUAAUAACAAAUCAUGUUUAAAUGCAGCAGUUACACUCGAUCUGAUAUUUGUGGCUACCAGAAAGAUGUGAUGUGUAUACAAUGUGUUCAAUGUCACGGUGAGAGGGAAUAAAACAGCCGAGAGUGGAGAAUGAACUGUGCAUACCUCAAAGAAAAACACAGGGAGCUAUAGAGAACUGUAGCGUGAUAGACGGAGCGAACGCAGCGAGCAGGAGGAUAUUUUUCUGGAGAAUGGACACGCGAGCCGAGGGCAGCGUGUUGUGAGAGAAAGCAGCAGUGAAACACUUUCUGCUUCCUAUUGGAUCCUUUGAGAAACAGCUUUCAACUCAAUAUUCUGUCAGACGAACAUAACCUGAGUGUGAUGUGAUCCAUCGCUGUGUGUGUGUGUGUGUGUGUGUGUGUGUGUGUGUGUGUGUGUGAAUGGCACUUUGUUACUCAUCUGUAACUGUAAUAAUUCACGUGGGUUUAGCUUCUCCCAGAGGAUGUUUUCAAUUACUUUACCAUCAGAGGUUCUGGUGAGUGAUGUAAAAGUCUUAAUACAUUUUUGAAUGAGUUCAGCUGAGUUUAGUGUCGGGAAAUUCAUAAAUAUUAUACAACAUCUUGUAAAUUGUCGGCGUUGGUUGCGGCUGAAGUUUAAAAAUGAAAAAAAUCUGAAGGUGUGGAGUUAGAAGUGAGGUUAAACCUCUAGCAGCUAGCAGCUCCAGGCUACAUUAGCUGCUGCUAGCAGUGCAGGUGAACACAGUCCAGUUGCCUUGUGGGUAAUGUAGGUGUCACGUUUUGACAAGGAAUAAUUAGUCGGCCGCUAGAUGGCAUGAAUGUAAUUGUAGGUUGUUUUUUCUGGCCUGAAUUUUAGAUCUAUACUGUCGUUUUUCUUAUGAGGACGAGCUGCUAAAACAGUUACAGG
Messenger RNA from Thunnus maccoyii (southern bluefin tuna), 3695 nucleotides. It is a transcript of the gene rbpjl, whose product is annotated as recombination signal binding protein for immunoglobulin kappa J region-like. Gene Ontology annotation, biological process: regulation of transcription by RNA polymerase II. Lineage: Eukaryota; Metazoa; Chordata; Actinopteri; Scombriformes; Scombridae. The transcript is spliced from 14 exons. The coding region runs from base 264 to 1904 and encodes 546 amino acids. Gene Ontology annotation, molecular function: RNA polymerase II cis-regulatory region sequence-specific DNA binding; DNA-binding transcription activator activity, RNA polymerase II-specific. Gene Ontology annotation, cellular component: nucleus. The record is from RefSeq and is a predicted model, not a curated record.